AUGCCAUCUCGUGCAGUUAUCCCACGGCAAGGCCGGACUCAAGUUCAGAAGCUCAGCACCGUGACGGUCAGAUAUGACUUGCAGCGCAACCUGGACGAUUUUAAAACACAGCUUCGCGAAAUUACAGCUCCCAGACAUCCAGGAGUUACCGAUCCAAGCCAGCCAGAGAUCUUUCAUCAACCUCAUAGCCCUGACAGAGAUGAGAGAGAUGGACUCAUGCCUGUGAAACCGCAGUCGGAUCCAGACAUUCCGGAUGUAUAUGCUGGCCCUACCAGUUACGCCUUUGGAAUGGUUACGGCUGAUGCAAGACUUUCCAACCUCACCCCGUCCAGUAGGGAGUUUACUGCCAUUGAUAGCCCGUCCCCUCCGCUGAUCCCCGGCUGUGCGCUUGCGGAAUCAGUUGCUCAGCCGGCUGAAGCUUGGGAAGCGCAUAGCGAAACCUCGCUCGAUAAUUUCACGCUCGAAGAGGCCAUGCAGUGCUUGGACACAUUUCAAGCUGUGUUCGGGGUCCUCCACUCUCUGCCGCAGCUGGAGAAGAUCAGGUCAAGUUUGCCUAGCCUCUUGCGGUCUACGAAAAGAUCACUCUGGAGCCAGCCCACCACUCCAGGGCACUGUGGCCUUUUGGAGAUGUUGAAGAUCAUUUUGGGAAUCGCCCUGGUUGCACAGAAUGGUGGGAGAACAAAGCUGUCAGACACCCUUUACCAGAGCGUUGAACCUACCAUUGUGGCCGCUGUCUUUCAGCGCACCAUCAGUCACGACUUCCGAGCCUUGUUGUUGCUCGUGGCCAUAUAUCACUUCGGUAAUGAGGAUCUAGUCCUCGGAUCUAGAGCCAUCAUGUAUGCGGCACGUACAGCUAUCGAGGAAGGUCUCUAUCGGAUUGAAAAACUCUCGGUCAUCAUCCCCAAUGAGAGGGAACGCCAGGCGGUAAUCCGGCAACUAUGGAGCUUGUUCGUACUGGACCGUCAAUUCAAUUUCGCCGCUGGGUUACCACAUCAUCUCAAUGACAACGACGUCGACCUGCCCACUCCUGUCGGCGACGGCUACCUCGCUGCAAUGGUCAGUUAUGUUAUAUUUGGAGCGCAAGCAUGGAAUUCGCUGGUGAACCGCAACCUGCUGGCAAGUGGGCAAGCUCCAUCAAAAGAUGCGAUGAACUUUUUCCGCUAUCAAGUCCAUAAAUGGCAGCAGGAUUUGGACCCUUCGGUGUGCUUCGACGCCGCAACGAUAGAAUCCGAUGAUCAUGGGUUCUUCACCUCCACAUCGGAUGAAGUGGAGGUGUAUCGCAGGACACUCCUGUAUCUCCGCGCAAACCAGAUCCAGAUCCUCGUCCUCCGUCCCAUGCUCAUAUAUCCCCAGACUGCUCGCAACAAUACUGCCUUGGUCAUGGAAGCCAUCAACUUGGCCAAAAGGUCCAUCCGGACGUUGAGGAUCUUGGCCACAGAUGUCUAUUUCUAUAGAACAAGGCAAGCACUCUUUAAUCAUUUCCUCUCAUCUGCGUUGUCGGUUCUCUUUCUGGUCGCAGCAUAUGAUGCAGAAACCCGGGCAAGUAAAGCCGCACCACGGGACAAUGCAGCCACACUACUGGGAGACUCGACGAUUGAGCUGCAGCAAGGUCUCGAUCUGAUCGACUACCAUCGGCCUCAUUCGCAGUCUGCAGCGAGACUGUGGGCGCGCUUCUACCGGCCGAGGCAACAGCUCAUUCGGCUAGGCAUCUUACCAAGCACUUCUGCAGCAAGAUAUCAACAAGAUCAGCAUCUCCGCCAAACACCAACAAGAGCAGGUCUAAACGAAACGCCGGAGCAGGAAGAGCAGUACGCAGAGGGCAUAGUCGCCGACGGAAACACUGAACUAGGCGGAGCAGGAAAUCUUACUCCCCAAUUGGACGCUUCUGUUCCCAUUGGUUUUGAUCCAGCAAACUUUGAUCACGAAAAUGGUCUCUUAUGGUUGGAUUGGUUUGAUGGGGCGUUCAUGGAUUCCUCUGUGCCGUUUGGCAUGCCAGGAUGGAUGUGA
Fonsecaea erecta is the source of this 2007-nucleotide messenger RNA. RefSeq lists its product as hypothetical. The coding region runs from base 1 to 2007 and encodes 668 amino acids. The record is from RefSeq and is a predicted model, not a curated record. NCBI's taxonomy places the organism in Eukaryota, Fungi, Ascomycota, Eurotiomycetes, Chaetothyriales, Herpotrichiellaceae. The transcript is spliced from 4 exons. Gene Ontology annotation, biological process: DNA-templated transcription. Gene Ontology annotation, molecular function: zinc ion binding; DNA binding.